GCCACUGGAAACCCUGUGUCCUCCUGCAGAAGAGGCUGAGGGAUGGUGGGAUUCUCUUUGGAGGCAUCUGGCUGGCUAGGGUGGGGAACUAGGCAAGGCGGGAGAAAGGUCCCGAGGCACCAAGACAGGGCCAAAUCCAUUGGAACCUACUGCUAACCAAAGAAAAAUUCAGUUUAUUCUAACCUGCAAGACAGGUGUCUUUUGGUGUUGGUCAUGCUAGAAAGAUCCUUUUCUUUUUUCUUUUGCUGCCACUUGCAGGAUUGAAUCCCAGCCUUGCACUCUGAGUCACACCCCCAGUCCUAGAAGAGUCCCUUAAGACACUGUAGUCUUCUUUGAGGUCACAGAAGCCCUGUGUGCUUCACACACUUGUGUUUGUCUGGGCAGUGACUGGAAGAAAUUUCAAGGACUGGGUGUGGAAGACGGAAGGGGAUGGUCUCAAGUUGGCCACGGUCUUGGGGCCUUCGAGUGCUUACUUGGGUGUGUGUGCACACACGUGUGCAUGCCUGGCCCAGAAGAGGCCUCCAGUGUGUGUGUGAGUUUUCAGGAUGAGUUGGGUCUGGCCCAGCCUGGUCUCCCCAGGUGGCUGUGACUUCAGGGACUGGCUUGAGCUGCAGGAGUUUUUCUUACAUCACUUUUCCUUCUCUUUCUACCUCCGUGGCCAUGUCUUACUCCCGUCUGCCUGGACUGUGCUACUGCUCUGUCAGGACGAUGAUGACGCAGAGACGGGCCUGACUGAGGGAGAAGGUGAAGGAGAAGAAGAGAAAGAGCCUGAGAACCUGGGCAAACUGCAGUUCUCCCUGGACUAUGACUUCCAGGCUAACCAGCUCACCGUGGGAGUCCUGCAGGCUGCGGAAUUACCUGCCCUGGACAUGGGGGGCACCUCAGACCCUUACGUCAAAGUCUUCCUUCUCCCAGACAAGAAGAAGAAAUACGAGACCAAAGUCCAUCGGAAGACCCUGAACCCUGCCUUCAACGAAACCUUCACUUUCAAGGUGCCGUACCAGGAGCUGGGGGGCAAAACCCUGGUGAUGGCCAUCUAUGACUUUGACCGCUUCUCUAAACAUGACAUCAUCGGGGAGGUAAAGGUGCCCAUGAACACUGUGGACCUCGGCCAGCCUAUCGAGGAGUGGAGAGACCUGCAAGGCGGGGAGAAGGAGGAGCCGGAGAAGCUGGGUGACAUCUGCACCUCCCUGCGCUAUGUGCCCACGGCUGGGAAGCUCACUGUCUGCAUCCUGGAGGCCAAGAACCUCAAGAAGAUGGAUGUGGGUGGCCUUUCAGACCCCUAUGUGAAAAUCCACCUCAUGCAGAAUGGUAAGAGGCUUAAGAAGAAGAAGACGACAGUGAAAAAGAAGACCCUGAACCCCUACUUCAACGAGUCCUUCAGCUUCGAGAUCCCCUUCGAGCAGAUUCAGAAAGUCCAAGUGGUGGUCACUGUGCUGGACUAUGACAAGCUGGGUAAGAAUGAAGCCAUUGGAAAGAUCUUUGUGGGCAGCAACGCCACAGGCACAGAGCUGCGGCACUGGUCCGACAUGCUGGCCAACCCUCGGAGGCCCAUUGCCCAGUGGCACUCGCUCAAGCCUGAAGAGGAGGUGGAUGCACUUCUGGGCAAGAACAAGUAGGCGGCAGCAGCCGGGACCAGGCACCCUUCACGGACACUGACAAGAUCCAGAGCUAUCAAUACCUCAGUUGUGCGACCUUAGAGUUUUGUUUUUGUAGUUGUAUACUUGUUUUUCUUUCUUCUCUUUUUAAAGACCGACUUUCCCUUUGAUGGCUGUGUGAGGAGAGUCCCCCAAGAGGUGAGAGAGAAGGCUGGCUCUAUUCAUCAUCCUAGCAACUGCCCUUGCUGCAUGCGCUGUCAUGGUUCCCUCUUUCAGUGCUUCACUUGUUUCACCCUGAGCGAGGCACUCUGCUGGCAGGAAGUUGAAGCACUUCCUGUUUUUUGCACAUCCUGGACCAACAAAAUGGCAGCACAUCCUGUUUCCCGACAGCGAAGGCAACACAGUGGCCAAUCAUUGGUGGGUCAGUGUGCGUGUGUACGUGUGUGCAUGUGUGUGGUGUGUCUGUCUGUCUUGGAGUCUGUCUUCAAUCCUUGGAUGAGCCAUGGACAGUGAAAGCUGUGUGGGAAGAAAGAGUUCUUCAGGGACCCUGAAAUGAAGAAAGUCCACUGUUUGUGGGAGAUCCAUCAGCUGGUGGAGAAGGCCCAAAAUUGCGGCCAGAUGUCAGAAGCGCCUACUAUUCCUUGUAGAUGGCUCUUUGGGAGGCAGCAAAUUGCGGGUACUGGAUAUGUCAACUAAGACCAAACCCCUGAUGCCAUCAUAGACUUCCUCCUGUCAGUCAUGGCUUCUCCAGAAGCGGGGUUUCUGGGACAUUCAUGGAAAUGAACUAUUCACUAGAUUAGACUCUAACAGGGACUGUCUGUCCCAGGAUUUCACUCUUACUGACAAUGAAUAUCAAACUAUGAAGAAAGAGAAGCUCCUUUAUCCAGAAAGACCAAAAUUAAAACUCCUGCAUCUUGCCCCAUCCAUUGGGAAACAGACACUUUCUCCCUUUCCAGAAUAUAAGCAAUGCAAUUCAUUUGCAUUUUUCUCCAUUCUUGCUUUUGCUUCAAUUUCUCUUUUAAGUGGAGCAACUUAUCUGAAGACAUAUUAUCUGUACAGAGCCAGAGAACUUUAAGAGGAAGGCUUAAAUGUCCUUAGUUUCCAUGAGGUCCAGGUAAGAAGGGGGUGGUAAAGAGGGGAGAAUGAUGGACAGAUGGUGGAGAGUUUUUGGGGUGGGAGCAUUGGGAUUCCCCAAAUCCCAUUCCUUGGCUCUGUGGACCCUCUACCCCCAAUACCAGAGGGCUUAUGUGUAGCUGGAGUAGCUCAAGGAGGCCCCAGCCUCCCAUUCAUUAGAGUCCUUUCUCCGUGAACGCCAGGAUGAAAGGCAUUCAUUCUUAAUGCGUGAUGGAGGAAACCUGCCAGGGUUUCUACCCCGUGUUGUUACCCCAUUCCCCCAUUCACCCCUUAUCCCCAGCAUUGAUUUUUAAAAAGCCAUAUAUAUGUUAGUCAAGUUUGCACUGAGUCCCCUUUCAAACCUUUAGCUUGGGCAAGUCAGGUCCCCAUAUGGCCAGAAGCCAACCCUCUUUGCCUCCCUUCCCUUGACCUCUGUCUCUGAAGCCCUCAGACCCUUGCCAUUUCCUUACCACAGAAAACUCACAGCUCCCCAAGAAGCCUGAGACUCAUAUUCUCAGCAAAGAUGGCACCUGAGAUAGAAUGAUGGUGUUGGAGAGAAUCAGGCUUUGAGGUCCCACAGAUCUUUUCAUUUUAUUAAAGAAGUAAGGUGGGAAGUGAUUUUGCUUUGCUUUGUUGUUGAAGUAAGGAGUGAGGGAACACUUCUACCAGAAAGAGACUGGAAAGCAAGUCUUGGCUAGCCUCUCAAGACUGACCCUUCUCCUUCCUGCUAGUGCUACAUGGGAAAUCAUGUCUUUUAUACACCCCAUGUAUACAUACUUACUAGGAAGGCAGGACUGGGAUACAGAUAUGAGCUCUGGUCCUUGGGACCAGAGUUGUGGUCAUGGUGGAGUUGCAGGACAACAGAAUCUGGGUGGCAGCAGAACACCGCAGUCCAAGUAUGGACAUCGAAUGUCACUGGAUUCCUCCCAUCCCCAGGGCCGUGGGAUUUUGGUGCUCUCUCAGGGUCCCCCCUCACCCACAUUCCACAAACCUCAUUCAUGGAAACUUCCUGUCAACCUCUACCUUUCUUAUUUUACCCUUUUCCGAGUUCCUUUCCUAAGUCCUGGUUGAUACUGAGCAGAUGGCAUCUGUCUGGUUCCACAGGCUGUGGGGAACAUGGUGAUGUUUAUAAGUUUACCACAGCUGCGGGCUUACAUAACCCAAACCAGAGUGUCAUUCCAAACCCUCACUGCCGUGCGGGUUUACAAGUUUACUUGUACCAUGUUAGGGCCUUCCGGUGUCAGCGCUAAGUAGAAAAGAGCGUGUCUGGAUGCCUCUGGGGCUGUGAGUUUUCAUCCCUGUCUUUUCCAGAGAGGGGAAAGUAUUAGUAGAGCGAUAAUUUUUUACAGAGCGGCUGAAACCAUGAAAACCUAAUCCCACCCAGAAACUGGGAGUGAGGCCUAAAAGUUUUGUUUUCUCCCUGGAUAAUCAUUCCAGAAAGGAUGUUAACUGGCAGGGCUAUGGGCAGAGCUUUCGACUUUGGAAGGGAAGCCUAGGCCUGGGGAAGGCUGGGCAGUCCCAGACAGAGAGUAGGUAUUUGGCACGAUGAGAAUCGACUUUCCUGAGCCUCCUGGCUGGAGGAUGGGACAGCAGAGAACUAGGCCACGAACUCAGACCCUGGUCUUUUCUCUUCCCAUAUGUAGCGUGGGUCUCUGAAGAAGCAGUGUCGGAUGAUUUUGGUGGUUCAAGCCUUCAGUGAGAGAGAAGGGUCGCUGCAGGCCUCCUGCAGGUAAAACUGGCUCUUUUGUAAACCUGUCCCCAUGCAAGAAAUGGGCCACAGCAGUGGGAGCACCCCCUUUUGGGUCAGGGAGGGAGAGAUACCUUGUUUCUUUAAUGUUCUAGGCUAAUUCUUGAGGCCUCCAUGUCCUGGGUCUUACCCGACCUGUAGAGCCUGUCCCUGCUGGUGUCCUUCCCUCUCAAAGGUAGACGGAGACUGAGCCAAGAGAUGCCCUCACAUCCUCUGCUCUAUCCCUUCUCUGUUCUGUCUCCCUCCUUCCCACCUCAGGAUGGCUGGGGCCUCUUUCAGAGCCACAGGUGGUAGCAGGUGGGGAAAGAGUCCCAAAUCCUGAAUCCUGGUGGUCCAGAGCCCUGACGUAGUUGCCAGAUCUGGCAAAUAAAAAUACGAGAUGCUCAGUUAAAUCUGAAUUUCAGAUAAAUAACUUAAGUGUAAGUAUGUCCUAGGCAGUAUUUGGCACCUAGUGUACAAAAAAUGAUUCAUUUAUCUGAGAUUGAAAUGUAACUGGCCAUCUGCAUUGUGUCUGGCAACCCUAGCCCGAAUCUGACCACGUCUCCCCACCCCAUCUUGGUCAGGGGGCCAGAGAUUGGUCACUAUGGAUUUGACUUAACCUGUUUUCAAACUGCAAUACUGAGAAGGGGACACUGUGACUUGAAGACACAUGAAUAUACUUUAUUUUUUAAGUGACAAGAACCUUCUGAAGCCAUUUGGGCCUCAUCUGACCCCUUCCAUAUGUGUUUAGUUAUAUAUAAAGAUAAGUUAUCUAUAAACAUAUGAACAGAAAUCUUGUUUAAUCAAGACGCAUGUCUAUAACUUUCUGUAAAUAGCCGCAUGGCAAUGCUGGGAGUCCCCUGGAUUUCCCAGCCCCCAACCCAUUUUACAGAGCUGUUCGAACCUGUUCCUUCAAUUUAUGUUGUGUGGCGUCUUUGUCCCCGUCUGACCCCUGCCUCCCCUCACUGGGAAUCCUGCAAUGGGGGUUAUCAGGGGAUGGAAGAGUGUUUCUGGCCCAGAGGCCAGUCCUGUUGGGAGGUGCUGGUGGACACGGUGUCUCCCAGAGGGCCAUCUGUCACACGUGUGUGCAGGGACACUGUGCAGUGUCUAGCCUGGUGUCUGUCCCUUUGUUCCUAUGUCCUGUGUGUGUGGUGUGGCUCCCUUCUUCCCACUGUCUGAAUUAACUGAAAAGCCAUAAGGGGGCCUCUGGCUGGAGACUGCCCUCGGCUCCUCCCAGGAGCACCCACGACCCUCCGACUGGCUCCCCGCAGAACACCUCUGAAGGACUCACCUGGUGUCACCCUCUUUUGCUCCCAUAGCAUGGAGCCACGAGGACAGGUGGUGUCCAGGGCUUCUGGUGGGGCGUCAGGAGAUGACCCUGGCUGGCUUCUUGGCCCAAGUCUGACAAUUCAACUCCAUCUCCACCCUGCGUGUGGACAGGGAGUGGUGGGGGCGCCACAGUUUUGGACACGUUAUUUGGGGGCUCGGUAGAGGUGAGCAGGGUUUUCAGGAGCAGUCAGUGGCUCAGCCUGUGAUCAGGCUCCCAUUUGCCCCUGGGGUUGACAGAACCAGCCCUGCUUUCUUAGCAGUGGCAGGACUCAUGGGGAAAACCUUGGAGGACACAGUGGGUUAAGCUCUUCCCCCACACUCCACCAGGAGCAGGGUCAGCGGGCAGGUGGGCACCAGGCUUUACUCUCCCCUCUGCUCCCGGGGCAGCCCCAGCCUGGUGUGACAAGCACUGGAGAAGUGGGCAGAGGGCACUGGGGUCCUCUGAGGUCUCUAGCAGCAUGGUGAACCGCAGUCCCUACCCAGCAGCCCGGGCUCCUCACGGCCCCUGGAGGCUCCUGCAGAGAGAACUCAAGAACCAGGGUGGAUAUAUUAGACAAGCCAGAGGCAGUGGGGUGGCCUCCACCAUUUACAAACCACCAUGCUUGGGCGCACAGUCUGAGGGUCUUCACCUUCCCCUUGUGUCGGGACAGAGUGGAGAAAGGGAGGGGAACAUUUCAGAGUGGGCUGGGAUCAGCUCCCACUGAAGGGCCUUCUCCUUUCCAGAAAGGGUCAAGGCAAGAGCUGAGGCUAGGUGGUGGGACAGACACUGUGGGGCGCUGAAGUUUCUCCACCUUCCUUAGCAAGCAUGUAUCGGGGCUUUAGGGGUCCCUCCUCAGAGAAAGCUGACCACUCUGCCGGAUUCCUGCUCACUCAAGGACUCGAUUGGCUGCUUUCUGAAAACCUUGGGGCCAGAAAACUUCAAAGCUAGAGGCAAAGACUAGCCUAGCCUGAUCUGGGUCACCCAGGGAAUGUGUGGCCCCACCAGCUCUCCCUGUCUACACGAGGACGCUACUGGUGUAGCCCUGGCCUCCCUCUUUCCCCCUGCUUGGCAGUGCUCUCCACCCCCUUAUGUGGACUCUGUUGUUUUUGUCUGAUCUCUUGUCAAAUUGUUAUUUUGUAAUGAGCUGCGUCUCCUUAUUAAAGAAAUGAGCUGAAAGAAAUCUGGGGGUGGGGGGUGUCUCCUCUCGUUAUUUUCCUGGGCCAUGGUGAGGGUGGGGGUUGGAAGGGAUGCCCGAGGCUAGGGCUGUUCUCCUUCUGGGAGGAAGACGAGAUGCUAUGGGAGCUCUGCUGGGUGGUAGGACACAGCCCCCCACAACAAGGCCACGAGCCAGUGCCUGCCACUGCCCUGGGGAGGCGUGGUGUUGAGGAUCAGCCUUGGGGGGGGGGUGGCCCACGACCUUGACUUCCAGUAGAGCUGGGCUUGGGAAAUGGCCACAGUGUGGAAGUUUGAAAAGUGAGAAUUCCUAAAAGUCUUGGAUUGUCCCAUUGCAAAGAACUCCAAAUGUCCUGGACUCACAUGGCAGGCACUAAGGGAUGAAGGAUAGAAUAGGUUUUGGGAAUGUUUGGGAAGAGUGUGAGGCAGCAUUGCCCUGAGACCAGAAAAGGAUUGUAGUCCUUUCCCACUUCCCACCCUGGCCUGUCCCUCACUGGGAAGACAGGCCACCUCCCAUUUUGCUGGUUUCCGCCCAUGACAGUUGUCCUCCAGGACUACCGCAGCUAGACUUGCGCUUGCCUGUCAGGCCCGAAUGGGGGGGCAGGGGGACAGUGGGGACAGGCCCACCUGAGCAAGCGAACAAGUGUCCCAUCUUGCUGCUUCAGUCCCUAGGGAGGGUGGCCCGGGUGGCUGGGUGUGUGAAGGGCACGGGGCUCCUGGCUAGUGGCUACGACUGUGGGCUCCUCUGCUGCAGGGAGGCUAUGUGUGCCAUCCCCUCCCUAUGUCCGGUGGAGACACGGCACUUUUGCAGUUGAGCAGCCCCGGUGGUAGGCAUACUGCUUAGCCUGUAGCAGCUCCCUUCAGGCCCCAGGACAGUCUGAACUCUUCAACCAUGACAUCAUGUGUGUGUGCCAGUGCUGCUUGGACCUCAAACAGCUGGAUGACAGCAAGGGAAAAGAAUCUUUCCUCCCUGACCGCUUCCAAGGCAGUGAUCAGGGAUUUCCGCUCGGUCACAAGCAGAGCAGGGCUCGCUGCAAGGAGAAACCAGAUCUGAACCUUGGCUGCCUGAACCCCCAAUCCUGCCAGCCGGCCCUGCAGCUACUCCCUGGCUGGGCUCCAUUUGGACUUUGGCACUGACCUCCAGGGACCCUCAAGUUAGCUGCGUUUGGAGCCUGGAGGAACCUCCUCGCAGAACCUCCCUUCCCCAUGCAUGCGCGCCUGCUAGUGCACGAGGAGACAGGCCCUGGAGUCCUGCGCUAUGCAUGCUGCCAGCCAGCCAGCCGGAUCUUAGUGGCUUGACACCCUGAUUUCUUAAUGGUUCCCCUGCAGGCUCUGCCUUGACCUGACCCACUUGGGAAUUGCAUGGUGCUCCCAGCAACCGGCCCUCGGGAUGGCAACUCACCGAAGGCCAAUGGUUCUGUAGAAGGGCGCGGGGAGGCUGCUGGUGAAGCCCCCACAGGGACUUUGAGAGAUGUCACUGCACAAAGUUAAAACACAGUUUUACUCAUUUAUAAAUACUGUUGUGUUUACAGGCAUCAUAUAGAUGUGAAUAUUUUCCCCAAACUUUCAAACACAGAAUACUUAAUAACUAAUCAGUAAAACAAAACCGUCCAUCUCAGGGUUGAAAGGCCACUCAAAGUUGCAUAAAAAUACAGUUCACAAAGCGAGCUGGCUUCCCCCCUCAGUACUCCUGGUAUAUUUACAGUGGACUGGUUAAAACCAUACAACUCUGCUGAAAAGUUACAUCUGGUGCUUCAACGGUGGUAGAAAUAGAGUGAGGAGAGAAGGGUGGAUAAAGACAAAAUGUUACCGUUAAAAUGGGACAGGUGUGGAGACACGAGGGCAGUUCUCUGACGCACUUUUCACCCCUGUUUGAUCAAGGUCAGGGCAGAGGCAAGAAUGCAGGGAGGAAACCCAUAAAGCCAAGGCCCAAGCCUGAGAGCAGGCCGUAUCUUCUCCCGGGAGAGGGAUGCAAGGGCAUCUCUACUAGGGAAAUCCCAGCCUUCCUCCAAGCACCAAGUAGCAGCCAGGUGGCAACACAGACUUUUAAGGACUCCAGCCUGCCUCCCGGCGUUGACUUUCCUCCACAUGAUCUACUGGGCCUCUGUAGCCAAGGACAAGCUGGAAUCCGUUUGCGGUCUCAGGUGAGUGGGAGAACAGCAAGGGCAGAGAUGUCAGCGGGGGUCAGGCUGGUGCUGGCCCUCGUGUGUCCUUGGGAGCACAUCAGAGCCUUUGGAGGCUUCCAGAGUCGCUGAACCUCUUCCGCUGAGUCCUGCCAGGCAGGAAUGGGCCAAGCCACCGUCACAGAUGCGCCCACACCCGAUCUAGCUUGAGCUGAGGAGACACACUGCUGCCUGAAGCUGGAACCGAUCAUACCUCUCAGGAUAAAGACGGUGUAAACCAGACACAGCUACCCAUGGUCUUGGUGGCCUCAGGCCUACAAGUCAGCCCUCAUCUCAGGGGCAUUAGCACAGCCAGAGAGCUUCAAGCUGGAAAGGGCUGGGGAUAGUGAUAGGGUGGCUGUUGGUGUAUAAACUCCUCCUGGAAUCCUGGCCGAUUCAGAAAACUGUAAAGCACCAUGAGGUCCAAGUAAGAAGCAAGGAGUAAAGAAUGUGGAAGGAGAUGAGAGGGAGAGAGAGCAUAAUAUGCUUAUUUUGGAAGGAUAUAAAAGCAUCCUGAUGUCACCUUAAGGGCCAACCAAGUAAAAUUUUACUGGAAGUAUGAGGGGAAAAUCUGGAGCAGAAAUAACAUCACUCUGGCAGAUUCACAGUCUGAAAUGAUAAGCAGAAGAGAAAAAUAGCACAGACGUCUUCGGGGGUGAUUGGAAGGCAGGGAGAAGAGCCAAAGAUAGGAACUGAUAGACUACUACCGACAAAGGGCACUUGUGCCCGGCUUCACUCUGGGAGCUCGUCCUGCGCACGCAGGUCGGUGCCUGUCCUCAACCCGCCCCCCAGCUCCCAAGGACAAGGGAAUAAUCUCACCUUCAGGGACCAGCUGGCCAGUUUCCUGCCUGUGUUCCCCCAGCUCUCAGAGGCCACCUCAUUCCUUGGCUGUGAUAAUGAGUGCCUGGGCUGUAAUGAAGAUGAUCUGUUUCCCCAUUCUAAUCAGAACCCAGAGGUCAACAGCGUCCCUGACAGGGCUGGCUCCUGAGCUGCUGAUAUCUAUCAGGGAAGCUGAUUACAAUCUCUGCUCGCUUGGCUGGAGGCUGAGGGAUGCAGUCACUAGUGAGACAGAACUCAUUUCCCUGCGCUUUGCCUCUUCCUGCCAGCACUUGCAGCCUCCACCCUGCUUUUCCUUGGAAGUCCCUGACUGCCUUUGACAUGGCACGGCACGUGGGCCACCUCCACCUCCCGGCCCGGCCUCACUGUGCUCACACGCAGACCGCAGGCUUGUGAGAGCCGAGUGCGGUCCUGUUACGGUGGCUGGAGGCUGGUAAAUGCCUACUGCUGUCUCCUCUGCAGACCUGCAGUGAAGACAACUACCUUGAACAGCACCACAGCCGCUGCCUCCUGAUGGCUCAGAAUCCAGAGGAGCAGCUCCAUGGAAUUAAAGGCUGAGGUUUUUACUGAGGAAAAUGCUCUUGCUGUUGCAAGGCAGAGUUCGAGGCUAGGAACCAGCGGGUGGUAAGCAGAAGCACAAGUAGCCCACUGUCUAGGUGCUAAGAGCCAGAGUAGCUCGUGCAUGAGAAGGCUGAGGAAAGCUAUGAAGCAGCAGCUCUAUUUCCUAUUAAAACAAUUUGUUCAAAGGAUGCUGGCAACAAACUGCUUUCUAUCCAUUUCCCCACAGCUCCAAUUUCCACCUCUGCAGGUUUUAAUAUUCUUACCACACCAUUAGGAGGGAAAGCAAUUGCAAAACCAUUCAAUUACCCUUAAUAUCAAACUCGCUUUCCAACAAGGAUGAGAAAGUCAGCCCUGAUGUGCUGAUGUUACACAGUUUGAAGCCGGAAGAAAACAAGAAUUUUUGCUCUUGAACUUUUAAAGUUAAAAGAAGUUUCUGCGCCUCAAUAAUUUCAACUUUAAGAAAUGUUCUGAUCUUCCCAAGAAUGAAUAAAUCACAGAAUUUAAUUUAAGAUUACCUUGCCCAAGGUCACACGGCUGAUGGAGAGCUGGCCAGGAGUACAGACGUCCACUUCCUGAGCUUCUCUCACAGUGCCUCACUCUGUCCUCAGAGCUGCCACACUUGAACCUGAGGAACUCCCAUCCUCUGAGGGGUCUGAGCUGGCCUUCAGAAUCAGAAUGGCGACAGAUCUGCAGGCACAAUGGGGUCUGCUCUGGGCAGGGGCUGCCUCUGACCAAGAACUGCGCUGAAGUGCGGUGUGGACACAGAUGACGGAGUCCACCACCCCAGUGACAGGAGGGAAGGCCUCCACAGCUCCAGUGGGCCCAGUGGCUCACACAGGGCGGUGGAACGAGGAUCCCCCCUCCCUAGCUGCUAGACCCUUAUGCUCGCCUGCUUAAGGUACACAGCCGGCUGCAAGCAGAGCAGCUGGUGACACUGCACGGUCCGCUCUACAUAGGGCCACAAGUGAGUCCCCACACCGUCAGGAGUUCUGCACGGUGGCCACAGGUUCCUUUGGGAGGAGACAGUGUCUGUGGCUUGGGCAGGCUGUGAGGGGCCAGAAUUUACAAGAGUUAGCAAAGUGCAUGGCUGUGAGAGUUUGUUCUUCCUCAUCUGUGGCUCAGUUAAACAUUCCCGGUGGAGAAGUAGCCAACAGUACACAUGUUUUUAUAGGACCUACAGGCUAGGGAGUGGCAUGGUAGCCUCUUUGCUUUCUGAGUAAAUUUCAGUAAGCAUGUUUGGUUUGGGACAGGGAAAAUGGGAUCUUCCAAACAGAUAUGAAACCCACCUGUGACCUCAGAGCAACAAAUGCAUUGUUUCCAUGGGUGGGAUGGGCGAGAAACCAGGGCAAAUCCCACAGGUGGACGGAGAGAGGGUGGCUCUAAGGACCAUGCUGGUGACCCAUCCACCCAGAGACCAGAGCGCAAAGGUGCACCACAUCGCCCACGCUGUGCCUAACCCGCACAUUGGGGUCAGGGGUGGGGCUGGGUCAUCAUUCCCGGGAGCUGUGUGGAAGGACUGGCAGCCCCUGAAAGGCAAACCCCAGCCAGAGAAUCUCAGGCAUGGCCAAGCACUGCUCCCAAAGGUACGGUGAUGGGAACUGGGUGUGAAGCAGUGAGAACACUGUCUUCUCUAUUCUGAUACUUCUUGGGAAGGCUCUGAAGGGACAGAGCCAAACCGCACUGCUGGCCAGCCUGUAGCUGCCCCAGUCUGAGCUGCGGGGUGCUUGCCAGCACCUAAGCCAGCAGUGGAGGACAGGAAGUCAGUGGCCACUGAAGAGACCAAACAGGUUGUUACUGGCCAAGCAGCACACAAACAGGAGACCGGGGUGCAGGCACCGGGGAAACAGCUGGCCACUGGAGGUCUCUAACCACUACCAUGCUGAGCUUCCAGGCAACACAGUUGUAAAGUGGUGUUUAGUUUGAAGAGACCAAUUCAGAAUGGUAUCUCAUAAAAUUAAUGGCACAGCGAAAGUGACUGAAAUUAUCUAGGAUGGUUAACACUUUUUGGCCACAGAAUCCAGUAUUCCUGAGGUUUUAAAGCUUGUAAAUUUCUUGUCACAAGAAAUACCUCCCGACAAGGAACAUCUUUAAGAUGAAAGGGCUGUGUAAGUCGGCAGGGGUGUCAGGCCAAUCUAAGCAUUUUGAAAACCUGCCUCCUGCACUUUGAAA
Molecule: messenger RNA, 12648 nt
Organism: Fukomys damarensis (Damara mole-rat)
Lineage: Eukaryota; Metazoa; Chordata; Mammalia; Rodentia; Bathyergidae
Gene: Syt2
Product: synaptotagmin 2
Exons: 7
Coding region: 546-1619 (357 amino acids)
Biological process (GO): calcium ion-regulated exocytosis of neurotransmitter; cellular response to calcium ion; regulation of dopamine secretion
Cellular component (GO): dense core granule; axon; synaptic vesicle membrane
Molecular function (GO): clathrin binding; phosphatidylserine binding; calcium ion binding
Source: RefSeq, a predicted model, not a curated record